Pleuronectes platessa (European plaice) is the source of this 2431-nucleotide messenger RNA. RefSeq names its product long-chain fatty acid transport protein 2. Lineage: Eukaryota; Metazoa; Chordata; Actinopteri; Pleuronectiformes; Pleuronectidae. Gene Ontology annotation, molecular function: long-chain fatty acid-CoA ligase activity; long-chain fatty acid transmembrane transporter activity. The coding region runs from base 130 to 1974 and encodes 614 amino acids. The transcript has 10 exons. The record is from RefSeq and is a predicted model, not a curated record.
GUUCCUGUGGCAGCUCCGUUGAUUUAUAACCAGUUUGUCUCCUCCUCCUCCUCAUCACCUUCACCAACCCUCCUCUCCCUCUUCACUUUGAAACUUCGCCUCUCUGACUGAACUCCUUCACUCAUCACCAUGCUCCUCUGGACCCUGUGUGCAGCUGUGCUCCUGCUCGGUCUCCUCUUCCUCCGCUUCCCUUACCUCCACCUGGACCUCCAACACGUUUUGAGCAAAGUCCGAACUGGACGCCAGAUCCGGAAACACAUCCAGAGCAACUACACCGUCCUGGACCGGUUCCUGGACGCGGUGAGGACGCACCCGCACAAACCGUACCUCCGUUUCAAGGAUGAGACGUUCACGUACCGGGACGCGGACGCGCUCAGCAACCAGGCCGCCAGAGUGUUCGUGCAGAGCGGCCGCCUGAAGCAGGGCGACACGGUGGCGAUGUUCGUGGGAAACGAGCCCAUGUUCCUGUGGCUGUGGCUCGGCCUGGCGAAGAUCGGAUGCCCCGCUGCGUUCCUCAACCACAACGUCAGAUCCAAGUCCCUGUUGCACUGCUUCAGCUGCUGCGGAGCUUCGACCCUGGUGGCUGCUGCAGAGUUGCAGGAUGCAGUAGAGGAGAUCCUGCCCAGUCUGCUGGAGCAGCAGGUCACUGUUUACAUCCUAUCUGAUACGAGCAUGACCGUCGGCAUGGAGAGCUUCACAGAUAAGAUGAGCCUGGCCUCUUCUGAGCCCCUGUCCAAGGAUCUAAGGUCCCACGUGACCCUGCACAGUCCAGCAGCCUACAUAUACACAUCUGGAACAACAGGUCUCCCUAAAGCAGCGGUGAUCACUCACACCAAGCUGUGGUUCUUAUCUUGGCUUCAGCGCACAUCAGGAGUGAACUCCAGUGAUGUGAUCUACGUCAGCCUCCCUCUGUAUCACAGCACCGGCUUCCUCGGCUGCACCGGAGCCAUUGAGAGAGGUAUCACUGUGGCUUUGAGGAGUAAAUUUUCUGCCUCUCAGUUUUGGGAUGAUUGCAGAAAAUAUAACGUUACUGUCGUGCAGUACAUCGGUGAGAUCAUGCGUUACCUCUGCAACACACCAAAGAGACCCAACGAUCGGGACCACCGAGUCAGACUCGCGCUGGGCAACGGGAUCCGAGCUGAUGUCUGGAGGGAAUUCAACAGCAGGUUUGGGAAAAUCCAAAUCCGAGAGUUUUAUGGAGCGACAGAAGGGAACAUUGCUCUUCACAAUUACACCGGCAAGAUCGGCGCUGUGGGGCGAGACUCCUUCCUCAACAGGAUGAUUUUCCCAAUCUGUGUGAUCAAAUACAACGUAGAGACAGAAGAACCUGUGCGGGAUUCAUCUGGGUUCUGCAUAAAGGCUGGGAAAGGUGAGUCUGGACUGUUGGUAUCUGAAAUAUCCAUGAGGACUCCAUUCUUUGGUUAUGCCAGAGACCUGCAGCAGACAGAGAAGAAGAAGCUGCACGACGUCGUCAAGAAAGGAGACGUGUACUUCAACACUGGCGACCUGCUGCGUGUCGAUGAGGAGGGUUUCAUCUAUUUUGACGAUCGAGUCGGUGACACGUUCAGAUGGAAAGGAGAAAAUGUGGCCACAACUGAGGUGGCUGACGUCAUGACGGUGGCUGACUGCAUCGAAGAGGCCAACGUGUACGGAAUUAAAGUGCCAGGUCAGGAGGGGAGGGCUGGGAUGGCUGCUGUCACAUUAAGAGAUGGACAAAAGUUCGACUCUGCAGAUGUUUUUAAACACGUUGAAAACUUCCUGCCAGCCUACGCACGACCACGGUUUAUCAGGAUUCAGAGUUCCAUCAAGGUAACGGGCACGUUCAAGCAUUUGAAGGGGAAGCUGGUGGAGGAGGGCUUCGACCCAAAUCUAAUAACAGACCCAAUCUACUUCCUGGAUGAGAAAGAGAGGAAUUACAUCCCACUCACACUGGACGUCUUCAAUGGAGUGACUUCAGGGAAAAUCAAAAUAUAAAAGAUUAGGAAAAAAUCUAGGGAAAGAUGCUGGAUUGUGAUUUAUCUUCACGCCAUGUUUGUUCUUCUACCUCCGUAAUCAUUUCACAACUAUCCCCUCAUGAUUCUGUAUCACAUGUUUGAUGCUGUUGCACUGAGCUGCGAGUGACAUAUAUACAGAACACAUGUACACUUACACACUGCUGCAGUCACACUGUGGCUUCCAAUAAAACAAUAAGCAAGUUUUUCCUGUUGAAGAAAACCGAGCUGUGGGCCUCUUGAUAAAACGACCACUUCUCAGUGCAUUGUGCUCUGUGGAGCCUGUUGUCAGUGUAGGAGGGGACAUCGCUGGCCUGGACACAAGACACCUCUCUUUGUGUGAGAGUGUCUGCUGAAACGUCCCUCCCUCUGCUGAGGGCCGAUGAUCGUCACACAUGUCCUCUUGUGCUUGAAAGAAUCAAAUAAAGCAAUGAAACUAU